AGUACUUUGAAUUCACCCACACUUCCUUUUGUCGCUGCAAGCAAGUUCCUAUCUGAGCAGAGCACACACAGCCACGCUACGGGGUCAGCCGGACAUGUUUUGGUGGCUGCUGCUCACCUCCCUCCUCCAGCAAGCAAGCAAGGUGUGUGCCAGUGAUGGGAUGGAUGUGGCUGCAGCUGAGGGCAAGUCUGUCACGUUCCACCUUCAGAACCUGAUAGGAGAGAACUUGGUCUGGAGCUUCCGUGGCGAACCCAUAUUGUUCAUCAAAUUGGGGGCACCUCCUGAAGUCACAGUUACUGACAAAUCCUUCAUGUCCCGCGUGGUCUUCCCCAGCAAUGGCAGCUCACUCACCAUCUUGCAGCUGAGGAGGAGUGAUUCUGGCACCUACUUAGCAAAAAAUAAUGAGUUCAAAAUGAAAUUCAUCCUCCACGUGUACCGUGAACUGUCAGAGCCAACAGUGAGCUGCACCAGGUGGAACUGCUCAGCUGAGAGCUGCAGCUACAUGCUGCACUGCUCAGUGGACCCCCCUGAGGACAGUUCCUUCUUUUGGAGCUACAAUGAGCAGCCAGAGAGUGAAGAACCUGAGUUGUUGGUGGUGGAGAGGCAGCACCCUGCAGAUCCAGACCCUCUGCCAUAUACCUGCACAGCAAAGAACCCCAUCAGCAGCCGCAACACCACAGUCUUUCCCUCUGCCCUUUGUGCAGAAAGCACAGCCCGCAUCCCUGUUACAGACACCUUUUCCAGCAGACACACUGUCACCAUAGUGGGAUUUGUGAUUGGACUGCUCUCACUCUUGGCUAUCAUCAUUAUUGCUAUUAAAUUAAAAGGAAGGAGGAGCCACAACCUACCUGGUCCUGCAUCUCCCAGAGCAGGGCUUGAAGCAGAGAACACGACGGUGUAUGCUGAGGUCGGUUCUAUCCAGCAGAUGCACGUGUUCCCUAGGGAACAGAAAGGUGACCCAAAGAAGUCGCCAGCCUCAGAUUUGGAGACCUCCAAAACCAUUUAUGCCACCGUCCAAAACGUGGCUCAGUCUCAGACAGAUGAUGAGAAGAUGAGCAGCAGGAUGCUGGGGCACUGUGAGCAGGAGAAAAGCCCCUACUCAACAGUGGCUGAGCUGUAUCCCAUAGCACAACCUUGCAGUGCCCACAUGCCUGCUGUGAGCAUGGAUCUGCUCUCUGCCACUGGGGAUCCAUCACAGAGACAAGGAGACGAGCACUCUGGGGACGCAGUGCUCACCUGGGACAAGAGCUCUGAUCAUGUGUUGCCAUCUGGGUGAGGUUUGGGAUCCUAUCUCUGCGCUCUGUGGCCACACCAAAGGACAAGGAUCAAAGCUGUGGCUGCACACCCAGCCCUGCCCUGCAGAGACGUUGCUCUUGGGAUGCUCCCACAGCAAGAAACCUCAGCAGAAGCUGCACAGAGGGACAGGAGGACUCAAUGAGCCCCUUCCAGUCACAAUUUUAUUUGCUUCUUUUAACUUGCUGAAUACUUUACUGCUUCGGUUACUGAACAAAGAAAGUAAAAAUAACACUUUGUGAAACGUGGUAGAAAAUCAAGUGUGAAAACACUCACCUUUGCCAUCCUUGCAUCAACCUCAUGGUCUCCAUAGUGCCUAUUCACUACACCCAGCAUUGCUCUGUGCUGCAGUUCAGCUACGUGUGGUCCUGCAGGAGAUGGUGCAGGGCUGCACUGGGAAGGAGGGGGUUCAUUCUCAGGGGAAUAUGUGACAAGGAAUGUGGCUCGGUGCCAUUCUGCACAACUCCUUUUAUAUACUGGUAUGUGAAGCACUGGAGCCUUGUGGUUACAAGGAGCUCUGAGCCCCCCUGAGCAGCUGCCAGCCUUGAGAUGCUGCAUGGGGAACACAGCUGGGGCUGCUCCUUAGCAGGGACUGGGCUUCAGGGGAGGGGGGAUGUGAUGCUCUGCUUGUCCCAGUGCCCCUCGCCAUCCAUUUCCAGACGGACACCACUCCCAACGUGCUGCUUCCCCAGCUCUUUGUCUUGUCUGCACGGAUACUGAAUUAUUCAGGGAUGGAACCGGAGAUCCUUUGAAGUGCUUGGCACAGGAGAGCCCUCUAGGAGCUGCCAGAAUAGAAAUGCAAGGCACAUCUGAGCUCCAUUUCUUUCUGCUUCUCUCUUUCUUUUUUUCGGAUGAAAACCAUCUUAUUGACAAACCCACGGUGUGUUUUCUACAUUUUCAUACCGUGGUCAUGCAUGGUUCAUUUUUUCUGUGUCUUGAAUUCGUAUCCAUCAAAUAAAAACAGAUUUGAUCCUCUGUG
Messenger RNA from Coturnix japonica (Japanese quail), 2272 nucleotides. Its product is annotated as SLAM family member 5-like. The record is from RefSeq and is a predicted model, not a curated record. NCBI's taxonomy places the organism in Eukaryota, Metazoa, Chordata, Aves, Galliformes, Phasianidae. Gene Ontology annotation, cellular component: membrane.